Messenger RNA from Verruconis gallopava, 1125 nucleotides. RefSeq lists its product as uncharacterized. Lineage: Eukaryota; Fungi; Ascomycota; Dothideomycetes; Venturiales; Sympoventuriaceae. The record is from RefSeq and is a predicted model, not a curated record. The transcript has a single exon. Bases 1 to 1125 code for a protein of 374 amino acids.
AUGGAUGCACCAGAGAAAACACAGAGAACUGCGAAAAAACGUCUCCCUGAGAACAGGCCCCAAGUCGCAGGAAAGGGGCUGUUGACCGAUGCCAGUGUUCCAAAUAGAAGUGAAUUCUCGUCGAGACCGGUAUGGAUAAUAAAAAGAAAACUGGCAGAUGCUACGGUGUCUCUGUAUCAAGCAAAUACAGGCGGAGAACAUAAUAACAAUUCUAAACUAGAUGGUAAUGCAGUCUCGACAGCGGAAAUAGGAAAGCCCCGCAAAGCUGCCAAACUUUACUAUACUCACGAUGUCAGCGAAGCAAAAUCGAAAGGGAAAGAAAGCUCAGAACCGGAGAACGACGAGCACCUUGACUCGAAUGAUAAGCCAAUUUACAGAUCUACUCAGAAGCCCAUUGGCACUAUGCUCUGCGAAAGUCCAACGGGAUCGUGCUGGAAGGUGUCUAGUGACGUUUCAGUUGCAGGGUCAUCCAUAUUGCCGGAUCAAGGAACAAUGGUCGAGUAUAAUCUAUCACAGAUGAAUCACCACUGGAUCAAGAUCUUGGUCAGAAAUCUCAAGGACGUGGCACAAGUCAAGUGCAGCGUUCGGGGUUGGAAGAAAACAUUACUUUAUAGCCUCGGAGCGGCGAACAUACCAGAUCAAGGAGACAUCGAGCUGGAGAAGAGAAUUGCGCAGGUGAAGAAGCAGCUGAGAAAAGGAAAAGUCUCCGCAGCAGAUGCCGACAGUCGACUCCAACGAUUGGAAGAAGAGCUCGAUUCCUGGGUUCCUGGAUGGCAGUGCGAGCCGCUCUAUGAGUUGAAGAUCUUUAGGUCCAUGUCUGAGAAUACGCAGAUUAUCAUUGUGCAACUGUCGUCCACCCAUGGAGAGCUCUUUAUCAGGACUGAGCGGAGCUCAGCCACGUGGAUCAAGUUUUUCGAUUGGUUGAAUGUCAAGCAGGCCAAUAUGCAUGGCUACAGUUCGAGGCGCAAAGCAGCGGAAUGGAAUGGCUUUGAAAUUGAAGAAAAGCUACUAGUGAAUCAUCCGUCUAUAGUAGCUCAACUCAUUGAGAUGGAGAGAUUAUUCUUGCGCUAUCAGUGUGUGGCGAUUUGGAAAACGAAGCCUCAGAAUAUGGGGGUUGAGUAUUGA